Molecule: messenger RNA, 2700 nt
Organism: Leptopilina boulardi
Lineage: Eukaryota; Metazoa; Arthropoda; Insecta; Hymenoptera; Figitidae
Product: fatty-acid amide hydrolase 2-A-like
Exons: 10
Coding region: 231-1799 (522 amino acids)
Source: RefSeq, a predicted model, not a curated record
UUAACUUGCUCUCGUGUCGUGAUGGUCAAGACAAAUGAUUAAAUGAAUAAUUUCAUUGAAUUUGUAUUUUUGUUUUUAAUCUAGUGUAAAAAAAAGUUAAUUGUGAUAAAUUUGUUUAGAAUUUUUAAUAAUAAAAUAAAAGUAAAGAACUAUUUUUGUGUCUAUUAUAUUUUACUAUCUUUUGUUUUCUCGCUCGAUAAGAAUAUUUUUUUUUUUUUUAACAAAACACAAUGGAGUUUACAGUACGUCUUGCAAUGUUUGUACUGAGAUUCAUAUUAAAAUUAUUACAGCCAAUUUAUUGGUUUGUCAAUUAUCAUCGACAAAAAGAAUUGCCAGCAAUUAAAAAUCCACUUUUAUUACUCAGUGCCAAGGAAAUAGCAAAAAAAAUUCGUAAUCGAGAGAUUUCUAGUGAGGCUGUAGUUGAGGCUUAUAUUGAACGAAUUAAAGCAGUAAAUCCACAAAUAAAUGCUGUAAUUGAAAAUCGAUUCAAUGAAGCAAUGAAAGAAGCAAGAGCCUGUGAUAAAAAAUUUGAAGCCGGUGAAAUUAAUGUUCAUACAUUGGAGAGAGAUCAACCACUAUAUGGAGUACCAUUUUCUGUCAAGGAAGCAUGUUCACUCAAAGGAUACAGUUACACGGGAUGUACUCUCGUGAGAAAAGAUGAAAAAUCAUUCGAAGAUGGAGAAGCAGUGAAAUUAAUGAAAUUAGCCGGCGCUAUUCCAUUAUGCGUUACAAAUACACCUGAAAUGUGUGCAGGAUUUGAUUCGUCAAAUCUAAUUUAUGGAACAACAAAUAAUCCAUAUGAUACAAGACGAAUAGCCGCUGGUUCUUCUGGUGGUGAAGGUGCAUUGGGAGGAGCAGGAGCAAUUCCUAUAGGAAUUGGUUCGGACAUUGCCGGUUCUAUAAGAGUUCCCUGUUUAUUUAACGGAAUUUUUGGACAUAAAGCAAGCGCUGAUGUUGUUCCAGUGAAGGGACAUUAUCCCAUGUCACCAUCGGAAGUAUUUCAAAAAUAUUUAGCAAUUGGUCCAAUGGCAAGACACAGUGAAGAUUUAUUGCUUGCUAUGAAAAUAUUAAGUAAAAAUUUUAAAGAAAAGUUACAAUUAGAAAAAUCAGUUGAUAUAAAUAAUUUAAAAAUAUUUUACAUGGAAAAAUUUCCAAAUAGUCCAGGUGAAAUUCCCGUUUCACGUGAUAUAAGAAAUUCAAUAAAAAAAGCUGUUCAAUUUUUAAAAAAACAUGUUUCAAGCGUCGAGUGUCCAAAAAUAGAUGAAUUAAAAGACAUUUAUGAGAUUUCAAUUGCAAUGUUUUUUUGCGUUGAAGAUGUACCUAGAAUAUUAUUGAAUCCAGAUGAUCCAAAAAAAGAAAAAAAUCCUUUCAUUGAAUUGGGAAAAGCAAUCUUUGGAUUAUCACAACAUACAAAAAAUACAAUUUUAAUGAGCGUUUUUACAGAAACUCGAGGACUUAUGUUACAAUCAAAAUUAUCCUACUAUCGAGAAAGGGAAAUUAAAAUACAAACUAAAUUUGAGAAUUUACUUGGAACUAAUGGAAUUUUGAUAAUUCCAUCUUAUCCAACAGCAGCUUUACUUCGUAAUCAAGCAUUUUUAAAUUUUUCCGGAGCAUGUUAUUCCAUUUUAUUCAAUAUUCUAGGAUUUCCAGCGACUCAAGUUCCAAUGGGUCUCAACGAACAAGGACUUCCAAUUGGUUUUCAAAUAAUUGCCAAUAAAAAUCAAGAUAGAUUAUGUUUAGCAGUUGCUCAAGAAUUGGAGAAAGAAUUUGGCGGUUGGAUUCCACCAAAUAGUAGUUGAUUUUUUUUAUACAAAAAUAUAAAUAAAAAUAAUUUGUGUUUUUUUUUUAAAGUUAAAAAACUCUAAAAAUUUUUGAUUUAAUAAAAUAUAAACAAAAAUUAUUAUUUAAAUCAACAUUCCAAAUUGGAAAAUGAAUUAAUUUUUAAUAUUAAAAUAAAAGAAAUUUAUUUUUUUUUUCUUAAACUUUUGAUAUUUAUUUGAAAAUAUCAUCACAUUCUAUCGUCAUUUUAAGAUAAUAAGCUAAAAAGAUUUUAUUACGUAAAUACCUCCCCGAAGGCGAAACUAUCGUACAUUAUAAACUUAAACAUAAUAUUUAUCUUUCAUAGACAUUCGUUCGCAUAAAUAUAUAUAUAUACUUUUUUUUUUUUUUUUUGCAAAUACUAUUCAUUCAUAUUGCAAUUAAACUUAUUUAAAAUGUACGAAUCUCUAAACUUUAACAAUGAAUAAUAAUUGACUAAUCACAAUAUAUAAGAAAUACUUUUUUUUUUAAAUAUAUAUAAUAUAAAAAAGAAGCAAGUCAUUGCUGACAAAAAAUUCAAGUUUCUUCUUUAUACAAUUUUCACAAACAUCAAUUUUAUUAUUUCUAAAUUUAAAAAUAAGAAAAUUGUGUUUAAAAAAUUAAAAAAUAUAAAAACAGAAAGUAACAAAAAUGCUAAUAAAAAAAAAUUAUAUAAUUUUCCUAGUAAAAUUAUUUUUCUAGAAAGAAAAAAAUUUUUUUUUUCUUCAAUGACGAAUAAUAUGUUUUUAUGCAAGAAUCUUGUUCGACAAAUAAAACGUGUAAAAAUUAUGAAUUGAAAUAUGCAAAUUUCAGAAAAAGAGAGAAAAAAAAAUAUAUGUAAUUUUCUAUUUCGUCAUUUAAAAAUAAAAAAAAAAAAAAAAAAAAAAAAAGAAAAAAUGAAAA